UACUUUUUGUGUUUAUAAUUGUGAGUAUUUGCUGCUAUGUUUAGCAGGACCCAUCUUAAAAGAUAUUGUCUAGCUUAUAAAGUAAAAACAAAUGUUGAAGAUCAAAAUCCUGUUUUCAUAUAAAACCCUUACCAAAUUAAAAAAGGAAAAAAAAAAAGAAAAGAGAAAAAUAUUAUUGAGAAAUUCUAAGUCCUGGAAUUUUCCAUGUCGAGCUGAUCCAAUGCAGACAGUACAGACUAAAGAGAGGAUUUUUUGUGCUUGUGGUUUAAAUAGGAUGAGGUUAAUAUUUUUUCCCAAUUGCAAUCUCUUUCUGUAGUGACAGGGUAUGUUUCUAAUUUUAUUUAUGGAGGUGGGUGGGUUGGAUCACUGAAACGAAGAUUUUGGUUUGGAUGUGGAUUUGUAUACCUAUUCCUCCCUGUAAAGACCAGGGCUGCUUGUAUCCAGACUCAUCUUUUCAAUUAAUUUGCAGUAAUUAAAGGGUGCUGUGUGGGAUGGGGCUAAAGAGAAACACAAUUAAAAUCUAAUGCUUUUACUUUGGUAUCUGCAUCCUUAUUUAUUUUAAACUAUCUUCAAUGCUCUGACGAAUUUAAGUCUUCCUGUAUCACAUACUGUGCAAACAGAAAUAUGUGAGUGAACUGUUGCCAAUGGCUCUGAGCAAGCAUGGGGCAUGUUUCAGAUUACACUGUGUUUUCUUGUUUGGAUCUGAUCUCCUUGCUAGGAGAGGCUGAGAGAGGCAGCUUGGGGGGAUUUACUUCUAGCAGCAGCAGCAGCACAUGAUCCAUCAAUCGCGUGAUUCUCACCACUAAGGACUAAUGGGGAGGGUGAAGAAAAAGUAAAUGCUGCCUUGGGGAAGCAACAGUAUUUUCUUCUGCUCCUGGGGCCCCUCCACCAGCUGGACAUUUCAUGGCUUCUCCAAGGUUAGAAACCUACUGCUGCCCUAACAGGGAUGCAGCUACACAGCUAGUGAUGAACUUCCAGCCUGAAGUCUUCUGCGGAGUUUGCAUUGGCAGUGCCUCCAUCAGUCUGAUGCUGACCAUCCUGCAGCUUCUGCCAAAGAAAGGGCAGAGCCCACGGAAGAUGCCCAAAGCCUCCUCCUCUUCCACCAUCCUUCUCCUUAUCUCCAUUUGUGACAUCCUUGGAGGCUUAGGUAUGAUCUUUAGGUCAAGUGUAUGGCUAGGCUUCCCAGGCUUCAUAGCUAACAUUUCUGUGGCGAACAGGACUGAUGUGUGGCCUUCCACUUUCUGCGUGGGGAGCGCGAUGUGGAUCCAGCUGUUAUAUAGUGCUGGCUUCUGGUGGUUGUUUUGCUAUGCUGUUGAUUCUUACUUGGUGGUGAGAAGAUCAGCAGGACUGAGUACAAUUGUGCUGUACCACAUGAUGACGUGGGGCCUUGCAGUGCUGCUCUGCGUGGAGGGGAUUGCACUGCUUUAUUACCCUUCUAUCUCCAGCUGUGAAAAUGGCUUGGAACAUGCAAUCCCACAUUACGUCACAACCUAUGCCCCACUCCUGCUAGUGCUGGUGGUCAACCCAAUCCUGUUUAGGAGGACAGUAUCAGCAGUUGCCUCCUUACUGAAAGGAAGACAAGGGAUUUACACGGAGAAUGAAAGACGUCUGGGAACAGAGAUCCAGAUGCGCUUUUUCAAAAUUAUGCUGGUAUUUGUUAUUUGCUGGUCAUCCAAUAUUAUCAAUGAGACCCUUUUGUUCUAUCUCGAAAUGCAGCCAGAUAUCAAUGAAAUGCCCCUGAAAAACAUCAGAAGUGCUGCACUGAUCACAUGGAUUAUAAUGGGGGUUCUUAAUCCGAUGCAAGGCUUUCUUUUCACAUUAGCUUUUUAUGGGUGGACAGGAUGGAGAGUGGACCUGAAAUGGCGAAAAAGAGAAAUCCCCUGGGAAUCUAUGUCCUCGUCAACUGCGGGGGAAAAUGCCUAUCCCUCUCCAGUGAACUACCAGAGCAACGUCCAUGAUUCAAAGAAGAUAUCGACAACUGACAGCCAGCAGACUGAUGAGGCUAUAAGCAUGUUGUCUGAAGGUAACACUAGCAGUGAUGAGAGAUUAACCAGAAGCUCUCCCAUCUACCAGGGCUGGUAGUUUUAGGUGCAGAGCUGGAUCUAACUUUUCACAUUGUCAAUACUUAUAAAACCACAUUAAUGUGUGAAUCAUUGUGUACUCUGGAAUUAGGUUUGUGCUCAGUGGCUUGAUGUCAUUUCCUAUAACUUGAGAGAGUGUGUGAAAGAGCAUGUGAGACAGAGAGAUAUGGUUUAUAUCUUUAUUUGCCUUCUAGGAGACAUGUAAACAGGUAUAAAGGCUUGAUCCUUUUUCAGUAGGAGCAUAUCUCUGCAAAGAUAUAUGUUUCUGACAAUUA
Messenger RNA from Manacus vitellinus (golden-collared manakin), 2356 nucleotides. It is a transcript of the gene GPR143, whose product is annotated as G protein-coupled receptor 143. Bases 904 to 2082 code for a protein of 392 amino acids. Gene Ontology annotation, biological process: G protein-coupled receptor signaling pathway; regulation of calcium-mediated signaling; melanosome organization. NCBI's taxonomy places the organism in Eukaryota, Metazoa, Chordata, Aves, Passeriformes, Pipridae. Gene Ontology annotation, cellular component: melanosome membrane; plasma membrane. The record is from RefSeq and is a predicted model, not a curated record. The transcript has 8 exons. Gene Ontology annotation, molecular function: L-DOPA receptor activity; L-DOPA binding; L-tyrosine binding.